This is a messenger RNA of Dreissena polymorpha, 3235 nucleotides long. Its product is annotated as inversin-like. The transcript has a single exon. The record is from RefSeq and is a predicted model, not a curated record. Gene Ontology annotation, biological process: protein ubiquitination; intracellular signal transduction. Gene Ontology annotation, molecular function: ubiquitin-protein transferase activity; protein binding. NCBI's taxonomy places the organism in Eukaryota, Metazoa, Mollusca, Bivalvia, Myida, Dreissenidae. Bases 567 to 1568 code for a protein of 333 amino acids. Gene Ontology annotation, cellular component: cytoplasm.
CAAUGAAAUAACUCAAUUAGUAAAACAGUUUCACUUCCGCAAAAUAAAGUGAAAUCUAUCAACAAUUUCAAACACAGAGGAGAUUGUAUGUUCACUUGUGGAACCGAAUAAAUUAACGAUGAUAUUGUUAUAUGAUACUAUUGAGUUGCAUACCGUUCUUGAAGCAUGAGGUGGAUGCAGUGACUUUUUGCCAGUAUUGCCAAGCGAAAGCUUAUAUAAGUGUUGUGAAUAUGAAAGCCUAAAAGGUGUUGUUUAGUUGCAAUAAUUCAACUGUCAGUUUUACAACCCAAAUAGUUGCUGAGCAACAAUUAUCAAAGGUCAAAGGCUCUGGGAGUACGUAUAUAUGGACUAGGUGUUGUUAUGUUUGAUGACUAAUAUAGCCUCUGUGCAUAACAGAAUAUCUCAAGGACAAUAUAGAAGUGAAAAUAUUUCUUACAUUUGCCUGAUUGAAGUACAAAGUAACAAUCAGGAAUUACAAGAUAAACUACAUCUUAUUGAAGUGUUGCUAGAUAAGGCCACAUUGUUCGGAUUAUCUUUGCAUAUUCUGAAUUGCAUGUAGGUCCGUGAUGUCGGCUCAGUCUAGUAUUUGGCAGACAGUUGCUAACCGGGAAUUGCAGUGUGUGAACAAAGUGGUUAUUCCAAGGACCAUGGGGGACAACUGCAGGGCAAAAAUCAUCCCCCCUACAUCAUUUAAGCCAGUUAAUGAUUACAACUUAUCUCAAUUGGCCUUUGAUCUCUACAUGGCGUGUAUAUCAGGGGAUGAAGAAGCAGUCAGAAGUAUUCUCAUGUCACACCCUGAUGUAGAUGUCAACAUUUCUGUAAAAGGUGCUACAGUUUUGUCACUGUCCCUUCAAAAGAGGCAGUUUCACAUAUUUUCAAUGCUUAUGAGACAACAUGAGAGAACCAAGAAGUUUGACUUGAACAAAUGCAGUAAGGAUAGUAUGAAUCGAUGUGAACCACCGGUUAUAACGGCCUGCAGAAUGCAUUUCUUUGAAGGUGUUAAAGCCCUUAUCAACAAUGGUGCAGACAUUGAUUCAGUUGAUCAUUUGGGACACACAGCUCUGUGGGUUGCUGCUCGUCAACAAAUGCCGGACUUGGUGGAAUAUUUAAUCUGCAAUGGUGCAAGUGUCAACAAAACAGACACCUACCACCACACUCCACUUAUCGCAGCUAUGAUGUACAGAGUCAGUUCUGGGAUCAUUAAAAUGCUCAUUAUAAAUGGAAGUAGUCUGGAAGGCCCAAGGCACCCAGCAAACACACAGUUGUCACCAUUGUUUUGGUCACUGAAAUACAAGACUCAUGAAAUUUUGAAAUUGCUCAUAACAAUUGGAGUAUCAAAUAGUGAAAUACGAUAUGUACGUAGACUGCUGCAUGCAAGGAAUGACGGCCAGAAGUUCAUAGAACUUUUGGACACAGAAGCACGCACACCUCGAACAUUGAAGCAGAUCUGUAGACGAGAAGUAAGAAAUAGCGUGAGUGAAGUAUGUCAGGGGAAGAACUUCUUACAGAGAAUGAAUCAACUCCAGAUUCCUACAAUUUUGAAACAAUACUUACUACUAAGGCAAUAGAAAACUUAUUCAGAUACAUGUAUAUUACUUGUCUGCAAUUAGAGGAUUUGUAAUUAGUAGCAGUUGCUUGUUAUUUCAUUGGACUGGUGCUUUUAUUGUUCAGUAUUAUUUAUUACAUAGUUUUUAACUUAUCAGUAUACUUACUGUAUAUUAAACAAUGGGCAAAAGCUUAUGCCAAAAUUGAUUUCAGGGUCCUGCAUUAUAUAAUUUUCACACUUCCAUGAAUUAUACAAGAUUGUCAGUUCUGUAAUUAUACAAAAUGAUGCGUAUUUCAUGUACAUUUCAUUCAUAAGAAUAGAACUAUUACUACUAUAGAGUACUUGUCAUAUGCGAUGUUGAUAUGCCUCAUGAAGUGUCAUUUUCCCAAAGUUAAAGGUUUUCCAAAAAGUAUGUGAUCAAACUUCAGCUUGAACUUCAAGUAAAACCUGUAUAUACGAUGUUCAAAUUGCAGUGUAUUUUUGUUUAUUUUGUGUUGCAUGGAGUUAAAUGAUACGUAGAUAUAUUUUUUAUUGAUAUUUAUUAGAAUUGGCCAAUUUCAUAAAUAAUUUUUUUUUCAUCCUGUAUACCAAUUUAUCCAAGGAUGUUUGUCUUAGAUUUUGCUUAAUAAUAUUGUCCUAAUUAACUAUCACAUGAAAUCCAACUUUUUUUCAAUAGAAGUAAUAGUGUUAUUCAUUACUCAAAAACUGUUUUAAUUAAUAUUUUAGAAAACUCUUGAAUUGGUGCUGUGUAGACUUGUUUUUAUUAAUGCAAUUUGUUCUUUUGUUUCAGACUGUAUAGUUUUUUUACAAAUUUCUGGUGUUGUUCAUAUAAUAUGAUAUUAAAUAUCAUGCAUACAAUUGUUGGUGCAUUAAUUGCCUCUUUAACUCAGCUUGUAAUUAGCACGAGGGAGCAGGUUCAAUAGGUAUUGCGACAAAAUACAUGUCUUUUAUCACUUUUAAUACAACCAUCUUUCUUUACCUCAUUUUGUCCUUGACAUUUACCUACAAUGUACUUAAUAUGUAAAGGGUUAUUUAGAAAGUCUAAACUGGUUCACCCAGAAUGACAUGUUUUGUCUAACAUCAAUACCUCUUGCUUUAAAGGUGUGGUACUUGCAUGGAAGUUUUCACUAAACACACCCACAUCACUUGACCACAUUUUGACCUUGAAAUUGAGUUGCUUUACAACGUAGACUAAUUAAAACGGGUAAAUUUAUCAAAACCGAUUAGGCUUCCACUAUAGGUAAAUGCACAUUACAAUUAUAUCAAGUAUAUAAUUCGUUAUUUCCUGGAAUGAGAUCCCAAAACAUUUUCGUUAUAUAUGAUUCUGUUUAACUUUUUUAUCAUUAUCAAUGUAUUAUAUAUGAUUGUGUUUUUAUCAUUAUCACUGUAUUUUCAAUCUUAUGUGCAUAGGAGAACCACAAAUCCAUACAAGCACACAGUUGUGUGAUAAAACCUAUUUUAAUGAUGCAAUAUUAUAUGUUUCUAUUACACAUGUUAUUAUUCAAAAUUGAUUUAAAAAAAAGGUAAAACUGCUUGUAAAGCAUUAAUAUAAUUACACAGUUGAGUAGAUGAUUGAUGUCUUGUUUUAACUCCACAAUAUAGCUUGUUCUGAUGUUUAUUAAAACACUUUAGUGGCCACAUGAAUGUUAACGUUUAGCAUUAUGAUUCAAUUGCUGCACCAUGGUACAU